Messenger RNA from Lutzomyia longipalpis, 4294 nucleotides. RefSeq lists its product as uncharacterized. Gene Ontology annotation, molecular function: 2 iron, 2 sulfur cluster binding; FAD binding; iron ion binding. The coding region runs from base 224 to 4051 and encodes 1275 amino acids. The record is from RefSeq and is a predicted model, not a curated record. The transcript has 9 exons. NCBI's taxonomy places the organism in Eukaryota, Metazoa, Arthropoda, Insecta, Diptera, Psychodidae.
UUGAGAUUAUUGCAAAACACUCCUGUCCGUUUCGAUUCAUUCGCUCACGAUCAGUCGUAGUGAAUGGGUGAUCGGUUUGUGCUGUAGCAGCAGAAGAAGUGAGAGUUUUUGCCAAUUGUGGUGAAGGAAAAGUGAUUUUGAAGAAUAAGUGAUUAAAGGCGUUGGAUUGAAUUUUCCAUUCUCAACAUCACCUUGUUCCCCUUGAUCGCGCAAUUUUAGCACCAUGGAGGUGACUUUCACCAUCAAUGGAAAACCCUUUCGAGUGGAGUCUGGCAAACUAUCGCCGAAUACUUCGCUGAAUGCCUUCAUCCGGAGUCAUGCCAAUCUCACUGGGACGAAGUUUAUGUGCCUCGAGGGUGGCUGUGGGGCAUGCAUUGUGGCCCUCAAGGGAAUACAUCCGGUUACAAAGGAUCACGCAACGUGGGCAGUUAAUUCGUGCCUCUUCCCCGUUUUCUCCUGCCACGGCCUCGAUGUGAUCACCGUUGAGGGGUUGGGUGAUCGUAAGAAUGGCUACCACGUGCUGCAAUCACGCCUGGCCAAGAUGCAUGGGACGCAAUGUGGGUACUGCUCUCCGGGAAUGGUGAUGAACAUGUACAGCUUACUGGAGAGCAAUGGUGGGAAGGUGACGAUGGAACAGGUGGAGAAUUCCUUUGGUGGGAAUAUUUGCCGAUGCACAGGCUACCGUCCCAUCUUGGAUGCCUACAAAUCCCUAGCUGUGGAUGCUGAUCCCGCUCUGAAAGCUGCUUGUGGCGAUAUUGAGGAUUUGCCGAAGGUGUGCCCGAAAACUGGGGAAAAUUGCGUGGGCAGGUGUCACAAAUCUGAAGCUCUGCACAUGCCAUUGGCUGAUGGAAAGGAGUGGCACAGAGUAUACACUGUAGGUGAUAUUUUGAAGGUUCUGGAAACUGUUGGAGAUCGUCCGUAUAUGCUUGUUGCGGGAAAUACAGCUCAUGGUGUUUACCGAAGAUCACGAGAGAUUGAAGUCUUCCUGGAUGUUAAUGCCGUGGAAGAGCUGAGGACUCAUGCUAUUGGGGAAACUCUCGAUGUUGGUGCUAAUAUUCCUCUAACUGAAUUUAUGCAGGUUCUAACAGAAGCAUCUGCAAAGAAUGAAUUCAAGUAUGCAGAAGAAAUGGUGAAGCACAUUGAUUUGGUUGCAAAUGUUCCCGUGAGGAAUGUUGGGUCUGUUGCUGGGAAUUUGAGCAUUAAGCACCAGCACAAUGAAUUCCCAUCAGAUAUCUUCCUCCUACUCGUGACUGUUGGGGCUAAAUUCACAAUUCGCGAUACAAAAGGGAGUGAUCUUGUGGUGGCAGCUGAGGAUUUCCUCGGCAUUGACAUGAAGAAGAAAAUUCUCACGAAAAUAUCUCUUCCCGCCCUACCGGCUGAUAAAUUUGAAAUGCGAAGUUUCAAGAUCACACCACGAGCACAGAAUGCCCAUGCGUAUGUCAAUGCUGGAUUUCUCUUUGAGUUCUCCUCAGCCAGAGAUAAGAUUCAAUCUGCUCGAAUUUGCUAUGGUGGGAUUAAUCCGAAAUUCGUGAGAGCCUCUGCUGCUGAGAAGCUUCUCGUGGGCUCUGAUCCCUUUACCAAUGAUACCCUGAAGAAGGUAAUUGAUUCACUGAAGGAUGAGCUGAAGUGUGAUGCAGUGAUGCCGGAUGCAGCUCCGGAAUUCAGACAAAAACUCGCAAUUGGGCUGUUCUACAAAGCUAUCCUGGGAAUGGCACCCGAGGGGAAAGUGAGGAAGGAAUUUAAGAGUGGUGGGAGUGUCAUUGAUCGUCCAUUGUCGAGUGGGAAGCAAACUUUUGAUACCUACAAGGGUAAUUGGCCACUCACGCAACCUGUUGAGAAACUCGAAGCUACAAUUCAGUGCUCAGGGGAGAUUAAGUAUACAAAUGACUUCCCCAAGAUGCCCAAUGAACUGUGGGCUGCCUUUGUUCAUGCCACUGAAGUGCAAUCCGUCAUUAAGGAUGUUGAUCCUCAGGAUGCUCUGAAAAUUCCCGGAGUUGUGGCAUUCUUCGGUCCAAAGGACAUUCCGGGGAAUAAUAAUUUCUCCCCAGUGGGACUAAUGGGUGGCACAGAGGAGAUCUUCUGCAGCGGAAAGGUUCUCUUUAAUGGACAACCAGCAGGAAUGAUCGUUGCAGAGCGAUUUGAUCUUGCCUACGAGGCAGCAAAACUCGUCAAGAUUACCUAUGAGAAAGCACAGGGUUCAAGUACGAUAUCAUCAUUGUAUCGCUUCCUUGUUGGCGACAGCACUCAUGCAGCUGGUGGCCCAAUUUACCCCACAAUCCGGGACGUUCUUGCUGCCAAGGAUUUAUCUCGUGUCCACAUGAGUAAGGUCUUCCAGAAGGCCGAAUCAAGGGGAACGGAUGAAGCAAAGAAGAUUACGGGACACUUUGAGAUUGGCUCCCAAUAUCAUUUCUCAAUGGAAACUCAGACAACUGUUGCGGUGCCCAAUGAAGAUGGUCUGGAUGUGUACAGUUCCACACAGUGGAUUGAUCUCGUACAGAUUGCCAUUGCGGAAAUGCUAAAGAUCCCUGAGAGUGCAAUUAAUAUGGAAGUUCGUCGCCUGGGCGGAGCGUAUGGCUCAAAGAUUUCUCGUGCAUCCCAAAUUGCUUGUGCAGCCGCCCUGGCGUGCUACCUUCUCAAUCGUCCCGUGCGCUUUGUGCUGAGCAUUGAGUCAAACAUGAAGGCCAUCGGGAAGCGCUAUGCCUGCGUCAAUGACUACGAAGUGGAGGUGAAUGGGCAUGGGAAGGUGCAGAAGCUCUUCAAUGAGUUCUGGCAUGACUACGGAUGCAGCCUCAAUGAGGAAGUUGGUGGUCAGGCUGCGGAAUUCUUCAAGAAUGCCUACGUGGAUGAGCAUUGGGAUGUGAAGUAUCAUGCUGUGCAGACGGAAGCCCCGAGUCAUACGUGGUGCCGUUCUCCCGGAACAACAGAGGGUAUUGCAAUGAUUGAGAAUAUAAUGGAGCACAUCUCAAAGGAUCUUGCCCUUGAUCCGGUGGAGGUGAGACUCACCAAUAUGCCAGACGACAGCCCCCUCCGAGGGAUUAUGAAGGACUUUGUCAAGUCUGUUGAGUACUACGAGAGGAAGAAGGAGAUUGAGGCUUUCAAUGCUGAAAAUCGCUGGAAGAAGCGUGGCAUUGCUGUUGUCCCCAUGAAGUAUAUUCUGCACUAUUUUGGAGCUUAUCCAGCCUUCGUGGCCAUCUAUCAUGGUGACGGGACAGUAGCCAUUACCCACGGAGGCAUUGAGAUGGGACAGGGAUUGAAUACAAAAGUAGCUCAAAUUGCUGCCCAUAUCCUUGGGGUGCCCCUUGAGUCUGUGAGAGUUAAGGCAACAAAUAAUGUCACUGGAGCCAAUUCCUUGGUCACCGGUGGUAGUCAAACGUCCGAAGCUGUCGGUUAUGCAGUUAAGAGAGCCUGUGAGACUCUCUUGGAGCGUAUUCGUCCUGUGCGGGAGAAGAUGAAGGAUGCAUCGUGGCAGGAGGUGCUUGGCAAGUGCUUUGGGGAUAGCAUUGAUCUCACAGCGUCGUAUCUGUACAAGAAGGACGAUCUCACGAAUUACGACAUUUGGGGUGUGAGCUGUGCUGAAAUUGAGGUUGAUACCCUCACGGGGAUGUUCCAACUGCGCCGUGUGGAUAUUCUCGAGGAUACAGGGGAGAGUUUGAGCCCCAAUGUGGAUGUGGGGCAGGUGGAAGGGGCUUUUGUGAUGGGCAUUGGGUAUUGGUUGCAUGAGAAGUUGGUUUUCAAUCGACAAAAUGCUGAACUUCUAACCGAUCGAACGUGGACGUACAAACCGCCAGGCGCCAAGGAUAUUCCUGUGGACUUUAGAGUAACAUUCCUGAAGAACGCAUCCAACCCUGUGGGAGUUUUGAGAUCCAAAGCAACGGGAGAACCAGCUCUUUGCAUGUCAAUUGUCGUCCUUUUUGCCCUGCGGAAUGCCCUAGAUGCCGUGAGGAAGGAUGCCGGUGCUGCAGAUGGAAGCUACUACACCAUGGGAGCACCCACAACAUCCGAGGAUAUCCUCCUUCUUGCUGGAAAUUCCGUCGAACAGUUUACACUCUAGACUAGAGAGCGCCUAGAGCGAGACAGCACAGCCUAGAGAGCCAUAUUAUUCCAAGAAAAUACUUUUAUUUCUUUCUCUAAUGAGUUUUUUUUUCAUCGAUUAUGCUUAGAGAGGUGAAUUUCUUGCACAAAUUUAUUUUUUAAAUACAUCUAAGAUUUUUUUUUAUAAGUUUCUCUUUCUGGUUUCUUUUUUUUUUCAAUAAAUAAAAUUACCUUUUCGACAAUAAAAAGUACGAAAGACACA